AUGGCACCCAAUGAUGCUUCCACAAUGACAAUGUUCCCUCCUUUCUCGAGCUUGCAGAGUGAUGGUAUCAGCAAGUUACCAAUUGCAAUCACUUUGGUUCUAGGCGUUGGGUUGAUGAUACUUUUUGAUAGGCAUGGUCGUAAGGAUGAGGAAUGCACGACUGGGUCUGAACCUCCUGAAGUCAAGUCAAGAAUUCCACUAUUUGGACAUUUAAUUGGUAUGCUGAAGGGCAAGUUGGGUAUUUUCAGACUCUAA
Messenger RNA from Sclerotinia sclerotiorum 1980 UF-70, 255 nucleotides. RefSeq lists its product with no specific name. Lineage: Eukaryota; Fungi; Ascomycota; Leotiomycetes; Helotiales; Sclerotiniaceae. The record is from RefSeq and is a predicted model, not a curated record. The coding region runs from base 1 to 255 and encodes 84 amino acids. The transcript has a single exon.